AUGCGCAACCUGAAAAACGUGCGCCACGCCGAGGUGCAGCUUCAGAAUGAGCUCCCUCUCACUGCAACGGCGUGGGAUACAGCUUCGGACGCUGUCAUUUGCACCUUUGGUCCGACCGAGACAAAUCCUGUCAUAGAGCUGAGACGAAAGCGUCAAGACACUUACUUUUCGGACCCGGUAGCUGCAGAUGUAUUUGAAUGCAUCGCAUCGUGGGAUGCGCCGUGUCCGUUGCCAGGCCUCGCCUGUGAUCGGGUGCUUUCACUUCAUUAUUUUGCCGACAACCUGAGUGCGUGUCUGGUACUCGAAGGAGGCGACAUUAUCAUUGUUCGCGAGGAACCUCUGCCCGGCGAGGACAAGAUCGAAAUCCUGGGUUCGGUUGAUGUCGGUAUCACAGCUGCCGCGUGGUCUCCUGAUGAAGAGCUCCUCGCUCUGACCACCAGAGCAAACACGUUCUUGUACAUGACUCGCGAGUUUGAAAAUGUGGCAGAGAUUACCCUCACCCCCCAAGAUCUUCAGGCGUCUCAGCAUGUCUCCGUUGGCUGGGGCAAGCGCGAGACCCAGUUCCAAGGAAAGAGAGCCAAAGCUCUGCGUGACCCUACAGUCCCUGAGAAGGUCGACGAGGGUAAGCUGAGUAGCAAUGACGACGGAAAGACCACUAUCAGCUGGCGGGGUGAUGGUGCGUACGUUGCGGUGAACAGCAUUGAACAAGGCUCUCGCCGUGUCAUCCGGGUGUAUUCACGAGAAGGUACACUUGACAGUGUCAGCGAGCCAGUUGACGGGCUAGAAUCCGCACUCAGCUGGAGACCGUACGGAAAUCUCAUUGCGGGUAUCCAGAGAUUAGAGGGACGGGUUGACGUUGUGUUCUUUGAAAGGAAUGGCUUGCGCCAUGGAGAAUUCACGCUUCGUCUUACCGAAGAAGAGCGAUCCUCAUGGGCCUCGAAUAUUCAUCUGAGUUGGAAUAUUGAUUCCACUGUGCUCGCUGUUCACUUCAAGGAUAGAGUGCAGUUUUGGACUAUGGGCAACUACCACUAUUAUCUCAAGCAGGAAGUGCCUGUGAUGGUCGAUCCUGAGUAUCCGAACCUGUUCGCUUUCAAAUGGCAUCAAGAGAAAGCCCUGCGUUUUGUCGCUGGAGCAUCUGGCUCUAUAUUAGACAUGGACUUUGUCUUUGAUGUCGCCCACGGUUCAACUGUACCGCCUAACGAUGUUGGGGCAGUUGCUGUUAUUGACGGAAAAAUCCUGAAAUUGACGCCCCUGAGACUGUCGGGUGUUCCUCCUCCCAUGGCUCACAAUGAAGUGGCCCUGGAUUCCAACAUCGUCGACGUCGCGUUUAGCAAAUCCGGUACCCGAAUUGCUGUUCUCAUGAAGGAUCGGUUCUCUGUGUUCAUGUGGUCCUUCAAGACCCGUCCUAUUGCACCGCCCAUUCUUGAAUCUAGCUAUCCGUUGUCAGGCGCGCCAGAGAGUCGACCACGACAGAUUGCCUUCCGUAACGAGACCGAAGUAUACAUUUUGAAGAGUAGUGGUCCGAACGCUACCGCAGUCGAGCGGACGACACUGGAGACCAGAGAGACCAACACUAUUUAUCACGCAGCUGACUCGGAGCAAUUGGUGUCGAUAUUCGCAAGUCUAACACAUGAAGCGUUGUGGCUUUCUCAUACUGGCCAGCCAGGUCAAUCAAUUGCGUACUCCACCGUCAAGGCCGACUCAUCCGGCGAGCUAGUCGUUGCGCCAUACACAGAAGGACCUGCUGUUGACACGCAGUGGGCCGAAGCUGCUGUUCUAUCCGAAGACGAGCAUAUUCUCAUUUCUUUGACAAGGACUGGAGCUCUAUAUGCGAAUACACGUCUGCUCGCCAAGAACUGCACCUCGUUCCUCGUCACGAAAACCCAUGUGGUAUUUACUACCUCCCAGCACCUACUGAAAUUCGUCCACUUGACAAGAGCUGAAGUGAUGGAUGUGCCGCCCGAUACCCCAGAGACGGACGAGCGUUGCAGAAGCAUUGAACGUGGCGGACGCUUGGUGACCGUGAUGCCGACGAUAUUCGCGGUGACUUUGCAAAUGCCCCGUGGAAAUAUCGAGACCAUCUAUCCCCGAGCUCUUGUGCUGGCUGGUAUCCGCUCCUUUAUUGACCGGAAGGACUACCGGUCUGCGUACCUGACCUGUCGCAGCCAAAUGGUGGACAUGAACAUCAUCCACGAUUAUGCGCCUGAACAAUUCAUGGAAAGUGUUCAUCUAUUUGUUGAUCAAGUGAAGAGGGUCGAUUUCAUUGACGAGUUUCUAUCACGGUUGAGCGAGGAUGAUGUCUCUCAGACACUCUACAAGGACACACUGAAGACCGCCGCAUCCGAUGACACGCAGCCAAAUGGAAACGUUCCCGUCAAAGCACUGGGUAAGAGUAAGGUCAACCGGAUCUGCGAUGCUUUUCUCGCUCUAUUGGAAAAGCGAAUGGACACAAAUCUGCAUAACCUGAUUACUGCCCAUGUUUGCAAAUCCCCACCAGAUCUGGAGUCAGGACUUCGGUUGGUUGCGCGCUUGCGAGAGGAGAGCCCUGAGCAAGCGGAGGAUGCGAUCGAGCAUAUGUGCUUCUUGACAGACGCCAAUCGUCUGUAUGACAACGCACUGGGUCUCUACGAUUUGGAACUCACCUUGCUGGUUGCUCAGCAAGCCCAGCGGGAUCCUCGCGAAUAUCUCCCGUUCCUGCGUAAGCUCCAAAAGCUCCCCGACACUCGACGCCAAUUCGAGAUUGAUAACUACCUGGGACGCUGGGCCAAGGCUCUGCGCCAUCUUCACAAGCUCAAUGCCCACGACGAACUGCGGGCGUAUGCCAUCAAACACGUUCUGUACAAGGACGCCAUCGACGUCUACAAGUACCAGCCUGAGCAACUGCACGACAUCACCCACAUCUACGCCGACUAUCUCUACGACCAGUCCAUGUAUAAAGACGCAGGCAUCGCAUAUGAAUCCCUCUCCCUCUACACCGACGCCUACAAAUGCUAUCACCUCGCCCAUCUCUGGCGCGAGUCCAUGUACUGCGCGAUGAUGGUCCCACUCUCCGCAGAAGAGCUGCGCUCGCACGCAACAACCCUAGCCACAACGCUCACCGACGAGUCGCGCGACUACGUCUCCGCCGCUCAGAUCCACGCCGAGCACCUCCACGACAUCCCCGGCGCCGCUCGCCUCUACUGUCGGGGCUCGCGCUUCGCCGACGCCACCCGGCUGCUCGCCACGCACGGCCACCAAGCCCUCAUCCCGGAGAUCGUGGACGCCGGCCUCGCCGACUCGAUGGGCUCGAUGACGGACCUCCUCGCCGACUUCCGUGGCCAGCUCAACGCCCAGGUGCCGCGCAUCCGCGAGCUGCGCGUGCGGCGCGCCGCCGACCCGCUCGCCUACUUCGGCGGCGACCCCACCACCGGCGAGCUGGGCGUGGAUAUCCCGGAUAACGUCUCGCUGGCGCCGACGGACGCGUCCACACUUGCAGGGCGCACGAUGUACACCCGCUACACGGGGAAGACGACGGCGUCGCGGCAGACGUCGAAGACGCGUCGACGCGAGGAGCGCAAGCGUGCGCGCGGCAAGAAGGGUACCGUGUAUGAGGAGGAGUAUCUCGUCAACAGUGUGCGUCGACUCAUCGAGCGAGUGAACUCGACCGUUCCCGAGGCUGAGGGUCUUGUGGAUGCGCUCCUGCGCCGUGGUCUUUGA
Aspergillus terreus NIH2624 is the source of this 3696-nucleotide messenger RNA. RefSeq names its product Elongator subunit IKI3. NCBI's taxonomy places the organism in Eukaryota, Fungi, Ascomycota, Eurotiomycetes, Eurotiales, Aspergillaceae. Bases 1 to 3696 code for a protein of 1231 amino acids. The transcript has 10 exons. The record is from RefSeq and is a predicted model, not a curated record. Gene Ontology annotation, biological process: tRNA wobble base 5-methoxycarbonylmethyl-2-thiouridinylation. Gene Ontology annotation, molecular function: tRNA binding. Gene Ontology annotation, cellular component: cytosol; elongator holoenzyme complex.